Molecule: messenger RNA, 2091 nt
Organism: Pistacia vera
Lineage: Eukaryota; Viridiplantae; Streptophyta; Magnoliopsida; Sapindales; Anacardiaceae
Product: junction plakoglobin-like
Exons: 1
Coding region: 181-1836 (551 amino acids)
Molecular function (GO): protein binding
Source: RefSeq, a predicted model, not a curated record
UUCAAUUCUCAUUGUCUCUAUCUAUUUCUUCCUUCACCUCCGUUUUACACUCUCUCUAGCCUACUUAGACUCUAAACCCUAACCUUUUUCUCUGUCCAUUCAUCACUUUAUUAUAUCAAUCAAUCAAAACAUUUUGAUUUUGAGCCAAAAAAAGAAGAAAUAUAGCCGGUGUUUACCGCCAUGAAAGUACCAGAAACCGACCCUAUCACUUUCUCAACGCACCUGGUCUCUUCGUCGCUUGACCAAAUCCCACUCAUUAACAACUUCAGAGGCAAAUGGGCUAUCAUCAAAACGAAACUCCUCGAUCUCCAAACUCAACUUCAAGAUUUCAGCGACUUUUCAACUGCUACCUCCAAUCCACUCUGUCUCGACCAUCUUUACUCCGUCUCUCACACCCUCAACGAUGCCGUUUCCCUCGCUCAGAAAUGUCAAAGCGUUAAUUUAACAGAAGGCAAGCUCAAGACCCAGAGUGAUAUUGACUCUGUUUUGGCCAAAUUAGAUCGACACGUCAAAGACGGCGACGUUUUGAUUAAAAGUGGGGUUCUCCAAGAUGGUGCCGUUUUGUCAGCUUCUGCUUCGAAGAGGGAGACUGUGAGAGCUGAGUCGAGGAAUUUGAUAACUCGGUUGCAGAUUGGGACCACCGACUCGAAGAACUCGGCGAUGGACGCACUGUUGGCGAUUUUACUAGAAGAUGAUAAGAAUGUAAUGAUAGCAGUGGCUCAAGGUGUGGUACCGGUUCUUGUUAAGUUAUUGGACUCAAGCUCCUUAGAAAUGAAAGAGAAAACCGUUGCUGCGGUUUCUAGGGUUUCGAUGGUUGAUAGUAGCAAACACGUGUUAAUUGCUGAAGGUUUGUUGCUGUUAAAUCACUUGCUUCGUGUUCUUGAAUCGGGAAGUGGGUUUGCAAAAGAAAGAGCUUGUGUUGCUUUACAAGCUUUGAGUUAUUCCAAAGAAAAUGCCAGAGCAAUUGGAUGUAGAGGUGGAAUUUCUUCUUUAUUAGAGAUUUGUCAAGCUGGGACGCCUGGUUCACAGGCUUUUGCAGCUGGGGUUUUGAGGAAUCUUGCUGGGGUUUUUGAAAUAAGGGAUAAUUUUAUGGAGGAGAAUGCUUUUGCGGUGCUUCUUGGCCUUGCGGCUUCUGGGACUGCAAUUGCACAAGAAAAUGCAAUUGGGUGUUUGUGUAAUUUGGUUUCCGAUGAUGAAAGUUUGAAGCUUUUGAUUGUUAAAGAAGGAGGGAUUGAGUCUUUGAAGAAUUAUUGGGAUUCAGUUGCAAAUGAUAGGAGUCUUGAAGUGGCUGUUGAGUUGGUAAGGCAUUUGUCUUCUUGUCAUCCCAUUGCUGAAGUUUUAGUUUCUGAUGGGUUUGUUGUUAGGCUUGUGAAUGCGUUGAAUUCUGAGGUUUUAGGUGUGAGAAUUGCGGCUGCUCGAGCUGUUUAUGAGAUGGGGAUUAGUUCUAAGAUAAGGAAAGAACUGGGUGAAUGUGGGUGCAUUGGACCUUUGAUUAAGAUGCUGGAUCGUAAGGCUGUGGAAGAGAAAGAAGCUUCUGCAAAAGCAUUGUCAACACUUGUGUUGUAUACAGGAAAUAGACGAGUUCUUCGCAAGGAUGAGAGAGGGAUAUUAAGCGUAGUUCAGUUGUUGGAUCCUCUGAUUCAAAAUUUGGAUAAGAAAUACGCCGUUGCUAUAUUGGCUGCUCUUCUUCAUUGUAAGAAGUGUAGGAAACAAAUGGUUGCUGCCGGUGCUAAUGUACACUUGCAGAAACUUGUUGAAAUGGAUGUUGAGGGCGCUAAGAAGCUUUCGGAAAGUCUUGGCCGUGCUAAAAUUUGGGGUGUUUUUGCUCGGCCGUGAAAAUUGAAGAGAUCUUCAACUUAUGGAACAAAUUACAAGGACGAUUCAUUGAUCCAUAUUUAUGAUAAUUGUGUUUACUUUGAUUUCUUGUUUUUUCAUUACUUGUUCUUUUUUGUCCAUAUUGCUUGUUAAUUUGUGUAGUAGUAAAUGUUGCUAGUCAAAUUGCCAAUGAAUACCUUUUAUGUAGAGACAUAAUCUUGGUUUAGUGAUCUAAUUGGAUUGAGAUACUUGUUUUUAACGCAGACGUGGUGAUAA